AUGAACACUACUACAGACAUAAUGCAAAAUAUUGAAAACCAUUACAGUCUAAAUAUCAACUCAGUCACCGAUAGUAGCAACAAAACAACUCUUGUGAAGAGAAAAUACAAUACAGGCACUGUAUUGGGAGAAGUCACAAAUACACUUGUGUCCAACACACUGCUGCAACUGAAGAUGAUAACGGGAAAGGAGAACUCACAACAAAGGAAACAUGAUACUCACAGGAAGAACGAUAGGGUGGUUUUUAGCUCGCCUACCAAAGUAUAUGACGAGAAUAGUCUACGAUAUCAGAGGAAGAGGCUUGCAACAUCGCCAACACCAUGGAUUGCAAAUUCAAAUGUUAGAAGAAAAUUGGGUGAAGGGCCAUCUAAAUUAAACUUACCUUGCAUUCCAGUAGUUGAAGAGCAACAACAACAACAACAGCAACAACAACAACAACAACAGCAACAGCAACAACAACCGCAACAUCCACAAACAACCAAAACGCGAUCAUCGGUGGAAAACAGCUCUGAGGAUGGCCCCGCAACUCUGUUUGGAUCAACUUUGCAAGAGGUUGAACUUAAUUACCAACGAUGGUUAGUUGAACAAGAGUUACGACGAGUAAACGAACUCAAUGAAUUUUUAGUGCUAGAAAGACAAUUUGCAAUGGAAGAGGCCGCAUCGUGA
Lodderomyces elongisporus is the source of this 666-nucleotide messenger RNA. RefSeq lists its product as uncharacterized. Bases 1 to 666 code for a protein of 221 amino acids. The transcript has a single exon. Lineage: Eukaryota; Fungi; Ascomycota; Pichiomycetes; Serinales; Debaryomycetaceae. The record is from RefSeq and is a predicted model, not a curated record.